AUGGCAUUGGAACGAUGUACUAUCCAUAUGUGGGGGCUUGAAGAGAAACCGAGCCUGAUUUCCCCCGAAAGUAUUGGUUUGUACUGGUUCUUGAACGGAUACUAUUCCAAACUGCAAGUAGCCCAUGAGAUUGAAUUUGUAUUCAGUAAUAACACUGAUCUUUCGCCAAACGAGGAGUUACCAUUAUUGGUAUUAGGUGACAAUAAGAUAUCUGGGUUUGUGAACAUCGUCGAUUAUUUAAUGCAGGAUUUGACGAGUGAGAUUGACGAUAAGGGUACUGCGCUGUUGCAAUCGUCGUUGUUACAAUACACUAGCUCAGAUUUGACUGUACUGACUAAUUACCAACUAUAUUUGAACAAGGAAAAUUACGAAACCUUUACUCGCAGACACUUUUGUAGGCUGUUGUACUGGCCCAUGUGGUACAACACUCCUUUACAUUACAGAGCGGUCGCACGAGAAAGAUGCGAGGAUCUGCUGGGGUAUUUACCUUCAGAAGAGGAAGAAGCCCUUUCUGGUUCCACCGAACCAUCAGAGUUAGCUCAAUCAAAAACUUUCAAGGUGACCCAACAGAACAAGAGAAAAGGUAAGGAAGAGCUACAAAAUGCCAAGUUCAAUAUGCAAUACCUGAAUAAACUAAGCGAGCAUUUGAAAGUCUGGAUCCAGGUCAGAGAAAGAGCCAUGUCAGAGAAAGUCAUCCCAGCGGAUCUGCUUAUGUGGGCAAACAUAUACGUUCAAUUACAACUGCCGGACAAGGACAAAGUUGCCACACACCUGUCGCAAACCUUAGGUUCUGAUUUCUUUGCUACUUUGCAAAAACAGCUCGACCUGUGUUCGCAUUUUGAGCCUAUCAUUCCCUUCAGAGAGCCUACAUUUCAAGAACAAGGAAAUGCGAUCAUGUCAAUAUAUAACAAAGGAGCUAAAUACUUGUAG
Messenger RNA from Torulaspora delbrueckii, 930 nucleotides. RefSeq names its product SAM complex subunit SAM37 (gene SAM37). Gene Ontology annotation, biological process: mitochondrion organization. Gene Ontology annotation, cellular component: SAM complex. The coding region runs from base 1 to 930 and encodes 309 amino acids. The record is from RefSeq and is a predicted model, not a curated record. The transcript has a single exon. Lineage: Eukaryota; Fungi; Ascomycota; Saccharomycetes; Saccharomycetales; Saccharomycetaceae.